AUGGCCGGCCUCGUUCAUCAUCAGGCCACCGGGCCCUCCCCUCGGCUGCGCGCCGCCCACGGGAUGGUGAGCUUCAGCUCCGGCCGGGCGCGUCUCGGCAGGGUCACGGCGGCUGCGCGGCCCAAGUACUGCCGGCUCCGGGGUGCCGCUGGCGUCGUCGCCGCCCCCGAGACCGGCGAGACCACCAGCCGCGAGCUGCUCGAUCAACACUUUCGCCCUAGCCACACCGCACCGAGGCAGCAGCUUACCACCGUCACCGUCAGGAAGGACAAGUUUUUCGAGAUCGAGAUGAAGGUGCGCGACGACGAGCUUGACGAGUACGGCGUCGUCAACAACGCCAUCUACGCCAGCUACCUCCAUAGCGGUCGUGACGUGGUGCUUGAGAAGCUGGGCAUCAGCGUGGACUACUGGACAUCCACGGGCAACGCCAUGGCUCUUUCUGAGCUCAACCUCAAGUAUUUUGCGCCUUUGAGGAGCGGCGACAGAUUCGUGGUCAAGGUGAAGCCUGUCCAAAUCAAAGGCGUGCGGAUGAUUGUGGUGUAA
Molecule: messenger RNA, 543 nt
Organism: Miscanthus lutarioriparius
Lineage: Eukaryota; Viridiplantae; Streptophyta; Magnoliopsida; Poales; Poaceae
Source: the annotation of a GenBank genome assembly